AUGCUGUCUCUAUCUCUCAUUUCACUCCUUUGCCCCGUCGUACUCGCAGCGAGCUCUGGCUGUGGAACUCGCUUGCCCUCGGGGCUCACACCGGGCAAAUCUACUACCAAUGUCACUUUGUCUUCGAAAUCGGUGAUCGGCAACAUAACCGAGCGCCAAUACAUCUUACACUUGCCAUCCAAGUACAAGGCCUCGAAUGAUGAAGCGUUGCCUCUUGUGAUUGCGUUCCAUGGUCAACAACAGCCCGCAAGAAGCAUGGAGGUCAUCAGCGAGCUGUCCAAUCCUGACUUCAACCCAAACACCAUCGUGGUGUAUCCGGAGGGCAUGAAUGUCCAAGCACCUGGCGUGCAAUGGCUAGGCGACCCGUUGGCACCAACGUCUUCUGUGAUCGACGAUCGAAUCUUUGUCACCGAACUUCUUGCACACCUGACAUCGAACUUAUGCAUCGAUGAGAGCCGCGUUUACGCCGCAGGCCUAUCUAACGGUGGCGGAUUGACUGGACUUCUCAUGUGUGAUGCGGAACUCAACAAGAAAUUCGCUGCAUUCGCAACCGUGGCAGGCUCGUUCUAUCCGGAUUCAAGCUUGACAGAGCCUCUGUUCGAGAAGGAUUGCGUUCGGAGCUUAGAAGAUAGGGUACUCCCUUACAUGAACCUGCACGGGCUGAACGAUAGUGUGGUCCCCUACGACGGCAGCAGCCCAACGCCACCACCUUUCAUCCCAGUACUGAGUUGGGUUGAGAGCUGGGCGAAGCGUGACAAUUGUGCGACCAACCCCUCAAAGGAGCAACUGGAAAACGGAAGCGUUGCAGAGAGUCGAUGGCGGUGUAACGAUGUUGAUGAUGUCGUUGUUCACAGAGCGAUCCAGGGGUUUGGUCACGGCUGGCCGAGUCGCAAGAAUCAAGGCGAGCCUUUCGAAACACUUCGGAACGGGCCCACAUCAUGGAAUGCGACGCCAUACAUGUUGGAUUGGUUCGCACGAUGGUCUUUGUAA
Molecule: messenger RNA, 990 nt
Organism: Alternaria incomplexa
Lineage: Eukaryota; Fungi; Ascomycota; Dothideomycetes; Pleosporales; Pleosporaceae
Exons: 2
Coding region: 1-990 (329 amino acids)
Cellular component (GO): extracellular region
Molecular function (GO): feruloyl esterase activity
Source: RefSeq, a predicted model, not a curated record